Molecule: messenger RNA, 893 nt
Organism: Tupaia belangeri chinensis (Chinese tree shrew)
Lineage: Eukaryota; Metazoa; Chordata; Mammalia; Scandentia; Tupaiidae
Gene: MPIG6B
Product: megakaryocyte and platelet inhibitory receptor G6b
Exons: 6
Coding region: 30-761 (243 amino acids)
Biological process (GO): platelet formation; blood coagulation; megakaryocyte development
Cellular component (GO): plasma membrane
Source: RefSeq, a predicted model, not a curated record
UCACUGCCUCUCCCCACCACAUCCCAACCAUGGUUCUGGUUCUGCAGCUGCUACCGCUGCUGCUCUCGGGGGUCCAAGGGGACCCUGGAGCUUCUCUGCACGGCCACCCAGGGGACCGUGUGAAUCUCUCCUGCAUAGGGGUCUCGCACCCUGUCCGCUGGGCCUGGGCGCCCAGUUUCCCAGCCUGCAAGGGCCUGUCCAAAGGCCGCCGCCCGAUCCUGUGGGCCUCAUCCAGCGGGACCCCCACCGUGCCUCCCCUCCAGCCCUUCGCGGGCCGCCUCCGCUCCCUGGACUCUGGUAUCCGGCGACUGGAGCUGCUCCUGAGCCCGGGGGACUCGGGCACCUUUAUCUGCAGGGGCCGCCACGAGGACGAGAGCCGGACGGUGCUUCACGUGCUGGGGGACAGGGCCGAUUGCAAGGCCGCUGGGUCCAGCGGCGGGUCGGUGUAUGCCCAGGUCCUGAUCCCGCUGCUGGGCGUGGUGCUGGCGCUGGUACCGGGAGUGCUGGGCGUGCUCUGGUGGAAGCGCAGACACUCACCUUCUCACCCGCCACGACCACCCCCCAGAUUUGCUCCACUCCUGAAAGCGGAUCCCCAGAGGCCACUAAAGGAGGAGGAGGAGCCCAAGUGUCCAGGGGACCCAAACCAGGAGGAGCCGAGCCUGCUCUACGUGGAUCUGGACCACAGGGCGCUCCGAAGGCCCCGCCGGCCGUCCGCGGUGGGCCCUGCUGACUCCUCCACCGUCUAUGCGGUUGUGGUUUGAAGGGAAGCCCUUACUCCAAACCUCCAAGCUGGGGGCUCCCAGCUGUUCCUAUCCCCCCUCACCUGGAAAAGAAAGGCUUCCUGGGAUACAAACCAGCGCCAGCAGGAGGUCAGGAGACCUGGGUCCCAGGCU